Molecule: messenger RNA, 1631 nt
Organism: Thalassophryne amazonica
Lineage: Eukaryota; Metazoa; Chordata; Actinopteri; Batrachoidiformes; Batrachoididae
Gene: trim63b
Product: tripartite motif containing 63b
Exons: 1
Coding region: 258-1292 (344 amino acids)
Molecular function (GO): zinc ion binding
Source: RefSeq, a predicted model, not a curated record
UCUGUGAAAGGAUCCCAGGCCAGCAAGCAGUUGGGAAUGUGUGCUCUGGUUGGUCUAGGUGUCGAGUGUCACCAGCUGUUUGGGGCUGGUAUAAAGGGCAGGGAGGGCUGCGAGCUGUUGGCCAGCAUUUCACAAGUAGCGACAUAUGCUAAGGAGGAGUUCUCAGUCUACUGACCUUCUUUAGUGCAUAGCUGAAACGUAGCGGAGAGUGAAUCUUAGUUUACUGACAACAUUUCUGGUCUGGAAGCUUUUCCAUUAUGGAUGUCCAGAGGACAGGAUCAAUGGUUCGGCCAUCCAGCCCCAUGGAUAGUCUCGAGAAGCAGUUGAGCUGUCCCAUCUGUCUGGACAUGUUCACCAAACCUGUGGUCAUCCUGCCCUGCCAGCACAACUUGUGCCGUAGUUGUGCCAGUGACCUGUAUGAUUCACGUAACCCAUACCGCUUUUCUGGUGGUGUUUUUCGCUGUCCUACCUGUCGGUUUGAGGUUGUACUUGACCGGCACGGGGUGCACGGCCUCCAGCGCAACUUGCUGGUAGAAAAUAUCAUCGACAUCUACAAGCAGCAACAAGAAUGCAGUCUCAGUGGAGGCACCGAAACCAACCUGAAGGCUAAAGACUGCAAAGAACCGAUGUGCCAAGAACACGAGGAUGAAAGAAUCAACAUCUAUUGUGUGACGUGCCAGGUUCCCACCUGCUCCAUGUGCAAAGUUUUUGGCCAGCACAAAGACUGUGAAGUGGCACCUCUAGCAGGCAUAUACCAGGCACAGAAAGGCGACCUGAGUAACGCUAUUGAUGCACUAGUGGCCAGUAAUGGACGUCUGCAGGCACUGCUCAACCAAAUGGAAGAUGUCACCCGUGCAAUACAGGAGAAUUCUCAGCGUACUAAACAAAGGCUAGCCGAACGCUUUGACCUGCUGUAUGCUGUGCUGGAAGACCGCAAGACUGUGCUGCUGGAUGAGAUUGGUAAAGAGCAGGAUGAAAAGGUGGCAGCUCUGCAGGCACUGGCUCAGUGUUAUGGUGAACGACUGCAAGCAAGUUCUGAGCUGACGGAUACAGCAGUGAGAGCGCUGGAGCAGAGCAGUGCUGCUGAGUUUCUGUUAGCUUCCAAGGGCCUUAUCGCACAGACUAAGGAUGCAGCUAAAUGCUCACUGAACGAAGAGAGGCCGGAACCAGGCUUUGAGAACAUGGACCACUUCACGUUGUCAACAGAGCAUAUUGAAACAGUUCUUGCUAAAAUGGACUUUGGCGUGGUGGAUGAUGAUGACUUUGAGGAUGCAGAGGAGGAAGAAGAGUAAUGGAAGAUAAAGUGACUGCUACUUUUUAUGCUACCAAUGUUUCUUGUAGGGAUAUUGAAAGAAACCAUUGUGAGCUUCCUUUCAUCAGUGCAAUACUUAAAUGUAAUGUUACAGUCAUACCUUUUCAGUGUGUGUGUGUUUUAUACUUUUGUACUUCUGAGAGUUAAAUGCUGGUUUAGAAAUGUCCUUGACAAUGUUUCCUUCACAUGUAGUUUAUGGAAACUUAUGUUGCUUUUAUUUUCUCACUUUGUCUGAGACUGUUGAACUAAUAGUGUGACUUGAAUUUGUGAUCAUAUGCUGUAACAACAGUGAAACCUAGAAUAAAGCUGCAUGAAAUUA